CGAUUUUCGCGCGCGCGAUUUUUAGCGGCCAUGUGCAAUUUUUGGUUACUCAAUCUUGGCUGAAUAACGAUUGGUUCUUUGGUAAUAUGAAGCCUAAAUUGAGGAGAAACGCCUUUAUCCUCGAUAGUAGUAUCCAAGAGGAAGAAAAAGAAUUGUCAGACGUGCAAUCGGUGGAAGCAGUAACUGUAAAAGCGAAUGGUUUGUCACAAGAUAUAGUUAAUGCUUUUAAAGAAGUCUUCGACUUAUUUGAUAGUAAUGGUGGAGGAACAAUUGACGCYGAAGAACUCGAUCUUGCAUUACGAUCAGUGGAUAUACAGCUUUCACAGGAGGAGAUAGUCGAUGUCUUGACAGCAAUGGACAAAGAUGGAAAUGGAGAAAUCGACUUUGAGGAGUUUCUGAAUCUUAUGACCAACACUGAACGAUUUAUUGAAGGAUUUGAUCACAACGAUAAAAAUGGAUCUAAAAACUCCAGAAGAGAAACAAUGCUUUUUGAAGCUUUAACAAAUUUCAUGAAAAGAUCAGCUCUUCAUUCUCUCAACGAAAUUGUUGGAUUUUACCACACAAAAUACAAGCGYAUUCAAGCACCUCACGUUGUAGGUCACUAUGCAGCGGGCGCGAGGCUCAUAGGAUUGACAGAAGGUCAACUUCGAAAGCACAUGGAAACCUUGAGAAGAAGACAUGCUGAAGGAGAUGAGAAAUCCCCCUACGCCGAACCGCUCCAUAUUGUGUUUGGAAAUGCAUCCAAGAAAAAACGYCGUCCGAAAAAGGCUGUCGAACCAGUAUGCCGAGGCAAAAUCAGAUUAAGAUUCACUUCAUUUUCUUCUCCACAAGAGAACAAAAGCAACUUGCCUCCACCUUCAAAGGCUACAGAGUUACCCGUUCCAAUACUUCAAAGACGACGUACCCCUCAAUCUCAACUAAGAAGAAGUACAGAUAUGAAGAAGCCGGGUGCGUCGGGCUGGAAAUCACAGAGAAUCAAACCUUUUUCAGUACAGCUGCAGCUAAUAUCUGGUAAAACAAAUGCAGUGAAAGGGAAUGAGAACGGAAUCAGUAUUGAUUAUUUACCUGAUAUCAGAAAUAAGGUUGAUAAAGCGAAGGACCACUAUUUUGAACGUGUUCAUGAUCAGAAGAAAAAAGAAAGCCAAGAGCACUGGGAAGCUCUGAAAAGUGGAAGCAUCAAGUCUGAUGCUCUACGAAACAAAUUUCGCAUUGCAUUUAAUGCAUAUACUAACUAUCUUCACAUUGAUCAAUUUCAAAUUGACACUCCAACAAAGAACGACAGAAAACGUUCAAAAUCAGUGUCAGACAGAAGGGGCAGUGAGGUCCCUAGUCCAUUUACUAGAAAAAGGGCUUAUUCAACAUUUCAAUAAAAYAGCCAAUAUGUAUGGUCAGAGAAACUCAARAACCCUAACCAUCACCAUACAGUUGCUGUUAGUAA
This is a messenger RNA of Exaiptasia diaphana, 1438 nucleotides long. Its product is annotated as calmodulin-like protein 10. The record is from RefSeq and is a predicted model, not a curated record. The transcript has 7 exons. NCBI's taxonomy places the organism in Eukaryota, Metazoa, Cnidaria, Anthozoa, Actiniaria, Aiptasiidae. Gene Ontology annotation, molecular function: calcium ion binding. Bases 87 to 1370 code for a protein of 427 amino acids.